AAAAAUGAAAAAAUAAAAAGAGCAUUUGUUUGUAGUAUUUUUCUCUGUAUGCAUGCAUUCAUCUCAAAUCCUAGUUCUCCCGGGAAUGAUCGUGUUUUAAUGUCCUGUGUUCACAGGAAUGAAGGCUCCUUGGGAAUCACACAGGUAGAGGGAUGUCUUUCAUCUUCUAGAUUUCGGUGGGGAGAAAUCUUUAUUCGAGCUCGAACAGCCUUAUUUUCUCUCAUUCGCUCUCCCAGUGCGCCCUCUCGUUCUAUUGCAAGCCUACUGUAUUUAUGCUGCAGAGUGGGGCGUGUGACGUCAACGAAUGCUGGAGCGGCUCCUUCGCUCGAGCGAGAAAUGGGGAGAAAAUUGCAAGGGCCAAAGGUAAUAAUGGUGAGGCAGAAGUAACGGUGACAAGAGGAACAAAACGACAAACUAAGAAGAUUCUGAAUCUGUGUGUGUGUGUGUGUCAGACUUCCAGUAUGUGUGAUGGCGUGAAUGGCCUUUGGUUGUCGUCUCGCCUCCCUCAGACAUCCCUCUUCCUUCUCGCCCUCAUCUAACUCCCACCGCCACCCUCACCUCCACCCUCAUCUCACCGCCCCCAUUUUUGUACCAUGAGAGGAUCCGCCCAGUACUCGGUGAGUAGUAAGCCCGCGGCGUAUCGGCGCCCCUGAGCGCUGUGCCGCGUGAGGGCCCCUCCCCCCCGGCGGCCUCUCGCGGAAUGGCUUCUCUGGACCUGCCCUACCGCUGUCCUCGUUGCGGGGAGCACAAGCGCUUCCGGUCGCUGUCCUCCCUCCGCGCCCAUCUGGAGUACAACCAUACCUACGAGACGCUCUACGUGCUCUCCAAGUCCAACAGCGUGUGUGACGCCGCUGCGCUACUCCCCCUGGUGGCCGACGGAGACCUUCUCCUCGCUCCUUCUGUCCCCGGCAUUAACCGCAGCAACAACAGUAACGACCCCUUCGACGGUCUUCAACUCCGGCCUUCCGCCUUCAGGGACUUCAAGGAGCGCCGCUUCCCGUGCCGCGAGCUUCCUUGCCCGGACGACCUCAGCGGUUUAUCCACAAAUUCCAACGCCGCGGCUCGCUACAUCCCCAAUGUAGAGUUCCCCCUGGGGGAGAUCUUUGUGAAGAAAGCCAUGAGCGCAGCCGGGGACCCCCGCGGUUCCCACGGCAACCAAAGCACGGCCGUGGCAGUGGCGGCGAAUGUGGCUGCGAGCGCGGUGGAAGCGGCCUAUGAGGAGGGCUUGGCCAGGCUGAAGGCGAGGGCCUUUGAGCGUCUGGAGCUGGACGAGAGGCUGGAGAAACUCUCAGAGGAGGUAAUGGUGGAGCAGAAGAUAGCUGCACGCGUGGGCCGGCUGCAGGCGGAGCUGGAGAGGAAGAGCGGCGAGCUGGAGCGGGCCAAGCACGAGAGCGAGCGGCUGGGCCAGGAGAAACAGGACCUGGAGGACAAGGCGUCGGAGCUCUCCCGCCAGGUGGACGUUUCGGUGGAGAUGCUGGCCAACCUCAAGCAGGACCUGGUCAGCAAGGAGGAGGAGCUUACCCACAAACAACAGGAGGUAACCCAGAUAGACCAGUUCCUCCAGGAGACGGCGGCGCGCGAGGCCAACGCCAAGGUGCGCCUGCAGCAGUUCAUCGAGGAGCUCCUGGACCGUGCCGACCGCGCCGAGAAACAGCUGCAGAUCAUCAGCAGCUGUGGGACCACGCCCAACGGCAGCAUGGGACGCUGCAGCCUGCCCGGCUCCAACAAGGGCUCCAACAAUGGACGCCAGAGGAACUCCAGCGUCUCGGGGACGUCCAGGGGCAUGUACCAGGUCUCUGACCGACGAUCCUCUCCCAGCACCGGAGCGUCGGGCCGGGUCAAGUCCUUCUCCCAGGGCUCGGGCGGGGGCUACGACAGCGGCGACAGCGUGGAGAUGCACCCCGUGGAGGAGUGCCCCGAGGGCCAGUACUACCACGUCCAGUGUCGGCUGGGGGAAGGGGGCGGACAGUGCUACGAGAGGGCCGGGGUGUCCCGGAGCUGGGGGCUCCGCAAGCAGGCCAUCCAGAACUGGCAGCGGAGACCCUACCGGAACAGCACGGAGGAGGGGGAGGAGGGCGAGGAGGGCGACGUGUCGGACGUGGGCUCCAGGACUACCGAGUCGGAGGCGGAGAUGUGGGAGCAGCAGGAGAGGAGGGCCACCAUGGCCGAGACGCAGCAGUCUGGAGCGCCGAGACCAUCUGGAUACCGCCUAGGCACAGGGCGGUCGGAGGGGGGCCACCGCCACAACAAGCCGUGUCGCCACGACAAGAGCCUGUCCCGGUCCAACAACGAGGUGAUCAGCCCGGAGAUACUGAAGAUGAGGGCGGCUCUGUUCUGCAUCUUCACCUACCUGGACACCAAGACCCUGUUGAGGGCCGCGGAGGUCUGCAGGGACUGGAGGUUUGUGGGCCGCCACCCUGCCGUGUGGACCCGGGUGCUGCUGGAGAACGCCCGCAUCUCCUCCAAGUUUCUGAGUACACUGUCCCAGUGGUGCACCCAGACCCAUUCCCUCAUCCUCCAGAACCUGAAACCACGACAGAGGGGCAAGAAGGAGGUCAAGGAGGAGUACCUCAAGAGCACACGGGGUUGUCUGGAAGAGGGUCUGGAGUCCUUGCUGAAGGCUACAGGAGGGAACCUAUUGAUCCUCAAGGUGUCUCAUUGUCCCAACCUGCUAACUGACCGCUCGCUGUGGCUCGCCAGCUGCUACUGCCGAGCCCUGCAGGCCGUCACAUACAGGAGUGCCACAGACCCUGUAGGACAGGAGGUGAUCUGGGCUCUAGGAGCAGGCUGUAGAGACAUAAUCUCCCUCCAGGUGGCACCGCUACAUCCAUGCCAACAACCGGCUCGCUUCAGCAACCGAUGCCUGCAGACCAUUGGCCGAUGCUGGCCGCACCUCAGAGCCCUGGGCGUGGGCGGGGCAGGAUGUGGCAUUCAGGGACUAGCCUCGUUGGCGAGGAACUGCAUGCGUCUGCAGGUGUUGGAGCUGGACCAUGUGAGUGAGGUCAACCAGGAAGUGGCAGCUGAGGUGUGCAGGGAGGGUCUGAAGGGCCUGGAGAUGCUGGUCCUCACCUCCACCCCGGUCACCCCUAAGGCCCUGCUUCACUUCAACAGUGUGUGUCGUAACCUGAAGUCCAUGGUGGUGCAGAUCGGGGUGGAGGACUACUUCGAGGACCCCAGCAGCCCUGAGGCUAGGAAGCUGUUUGACGAGAUGGUGAACAAGCUGCAGGGCUUGAAGAAGAGACCGGGCUUCUCCAAAAUUCUGCACGUGAAGGCGGACAUCCUCUGCUAACCCCUUUCACCACUCAGGACCCCCCCCCCCCCCCCCCCCCCCCCCCCCCCCCCAAAGAAGGGUCGGCCAUUUUGUUUCCAGCCACACCAACAGAACAGACCCUGUCAUUUGAAACCCCUUGACGUACCAGUCAGCCAACACACACACAUAACUGAAGAGGAAAUUCAUCAACUGUUGGAGAAAGUGGAUGUUGAUGAACAUGCUGCUUUUUAGUUAAUUAAAAAUAAAAACCAAUGUGUUUUCGGCCCUUAGCCUUGACUAAAAGACAGACACAGACACCACAGACAGAUAGAUGCUCCAUAGACCAUUAAAGUAGUAAAUUUUGUGUGUCCUCUAUCAAACUUUAUGGUGGGGUAACAAGUGGUAAAGACAUCAUCAGGCAGGUAACAAGACCAGGGGCCCGUAAGUUUCCGCGAAAGCAUACAGGGACCCUGCCUGUGAGUUGCUGACCUGCCAAACAGAUGUGAAACAUAAACUCAGCAGGACUAUUGGACUUUGUAGAUGCUGUAAUCUCGGCGGCCAUUUUGAUUUCAACUGAGAAAAGAGCUGUAAGUAGGAGGACGGAUGUCAUGAAAGAGCAGGCUCUCGUUCUUCACUGAGAUCAUUGCAGAGAAUGUGUCUGGGAUGCUUUUUUAUCAAGAUUCCCAACCUGUGUGUGUGUGUGUGUUUAAGGGAGGGAUACAUGACACACCAGCUGCAGACUUGGUCGAACAUAAAACGAGAAGAUAUCUUGUCACCUCGAGAACAUUUUUAUUCCAAGUUCUUUAUCGGCCUAUCAGCCACUCCAUGGUGUGGUCGCCAUGGGAACAGCGCAGUAUUGAACACUAGGUCCAUCCUCCGCAUGCUCAUCAGCCGAGCACCAUCUCUCGCACACUCUUGGUUUUUUCAGCUGUCAAUUACUUUUGUCUGUGGGACUCUUACGGUAUCUAUAGGCCGGGUGGUCCACAAGGCAGCUACUGUGUUAUUUGUUUUUAAGCAGGGUUGCAAAUGAAUUCAUUAGGCCUCUAUUUCAGAAUUGAUGCCAUUCACAGCCGUGUGUCUGUUCUCUCUUCAUUUCUUAAAAUGCUUUCUCCAGUGUGCCACUGAUCUUUAGGAGUGUUGUAAAAGGCAGGCGUUAACCCUAUACUAGCCACUUGCUCUGUAAGCUGCAGUGAAUUACAUGCAUAAGCGGCAUCCCAAAUGCACCCUAUUCCCUAUGUAGUGUAAUACGUUUAGCCAGGGCUCAUAAGGCUCUGGUCAAAAGUAGUGCGCGGAAUAGGGUGCCAGUUGAGAAACGGCUAUAGCCUACAUCCAGUGCACGCAAAAGCACAACUUCCGUGAGCGAAAAGAGUUGCUGAUUGUUGAUUGACACGAUGCAAUUUAUAUGUUAACUGGCUAUAAACAUAAUGUAUAAUACAUGUAUAUAUGUUACAGCCGUUUAUUAUGAUAUAUAUAUAUAUAUAUAUACACACAGUGC
Molecule: messenger RNA, 4745 nt
Organism: Oncorhynchus mykiss (rainbow trout)
Lineage: Eukaryota; Metazoa; Chordata; Actinopteri; Salmoniformes; Salmonidae
Source: RefSeq, a predicted model, not a curated record